Messenger RNA from Fraxinus pennsylvanica, 663 nucleotides. The record is from the annotation of a GenBank genome assembly. NCBI's taxonomy places the organism in Eukaryota, Viridiplantae, Streptophyta, Magnoliopsida, Lamiales, Oleaceae.
AUGUGUGUCCUGCUAAGCAAGCAUGAAGAAUUGACCCAGUACUUGAGGAGCCUCUUCAUACCAAGUUCUGGACUGGAAGUGUUUGUUGCAAAAACAUCUGGCGGCUCGGUUCGUUCUUCAUCUGGUUUUGAUCAUAAUGAGUUUUUGCAGAGGAAGAUUGGCGGAUGUUUGCAGCCAACUCUCGAGACAGAAGAACGCAGCAGCUUGUUGAUUAAAGAUGAUGAAGAAAACGAAGAGCUAAAGCAAGAAAAUAAAGCAGAAGCAUCAAAAGAAGAAGAAGAAGUAGUUGAAGAAUGCUUUUGUGAAGAGGAAAAGAAACUCAAUAACUCGGUUAUGGAAGAUUUGGAUGGCGACGGAGGAGGGGAAAAUUGUAACAUCAAAGACGUAGAAAUUGAGAACGAGUCCGAAAUUGGGUGCUUGUGCGUAGAUGAAAAGAAACUCGCAAACUUGGUUACGGUAGAAUUAGAGUGCGACGGCCUUGAUGACGGAGGAGGAGGCGAAAAUUGUAACAUCAAAGAUGAAAACGAGUCGGAAAUAGGGUUACUAUUUGAAGAAGAAGAAGAAGAAGAAGAAAGCAUGGAGAUGUUGAGUAACGAAGAGUUGAACGACAAGUUCGAAGAUUUCAUACGACGGAUGAAGGAAGAUAUUAGGAUGGGCAGAUAG